AUGUUCCCCUCAACAACGUUCGCCACAACGCCGACUGCCGACGGAUCGCCCCCGUUCGUGCGCAAGUUCCGGCCGGAGAUCGAUCUGCACCUUAGCAACGUUAGUCCCGAGCCAAUGUCCAACGAUGGGUACGAGGGCUAUGCCGAUCUGUCCUCCCAGUCAUCCACCUCGGCCCCGAUCCCCCGACGUGCUCCAUCUCCUUCCACGUCUGUCUGUGCGCUCGGAUUCCUGCCGAUCGAUUCCGUAUCGAAGGGCUACAGUCCGGAGGAAGUGUGCCUGAGGGUGGGCCACCAUACCGCCCACGGUGCUGCUUCGUCGGCCGCCCGCACCACGCUGAUACGCAAAUCGUCCUCCACCGGGCUGCUCACGACGAACGAGUCGACCGGUGGCAUGAAAAGCUCCAACUGGAUACGCACGAUCAGGCUGGCGAGUGAUGUGCGCAGCUUUAACGCACUGCUGGAGCUGACCGCGACGCAGCUGCUGCGCAUAAGACUGACCGCCGACGUCGGCAACGGGGAGGAGUUGAAGCUGUGGUUCUCCGAGGACGUGAUAGCGCACAUGCAAAUCCCCUUCCUGACACCGGUCAACAUUCAACGACAAAACUGCUACGUGUGCCACCUCUGCCAGAAGUCGUACGAGUAUCCGAAUCCGCUGAAAAUCCAUCUCGCCACCAGCUGCAACCGCGAGCCGCUGGCGAUCCUGUGGCACCGGCUGCACCAAGCCCUUGCGGCACGCUACGGUGCCCCCUUCGCGCCCCUGUACGACUUCCAGCCGUGGCGCAAUUCCGCCUUCCGGCCCGUGCUGAGCGCGCACGUCGUCAAGCUGGACCAUCACCUGUCGCCACCCCCGGCAACCCAUCGGAGGCUGCAUCAUGCGCCCGCCCCGGCAGUGGAGCGGGCAGCGGUGGCCGCGGACGAACCGACGGCGGGCGCUACCCAUCUCGUCACCGCGGCGCACCUCGAAACGAUCGUCAGCAACAUGGGCUCCUCGAAGCAGGGCCACGUGUGCAUCUACUGCGGCAAGCUGUACUCGCGCAAGUACGGGCUAAAGAUACACAUCCGCACGCACACCGGGUUUAAGCCGCUCAAGUGCCAGUACUGUUUGCGCCCGUUCGGCGAUCCGAGCAAUCUGAACAAACACAUCCGGCUGCACCGGCAGCACGAUGGGUCGCUGUAUGAGUGCAGCCUGUGCGGGAAGAAGCUGGCCCGGCGCAGGGAUUUGCAGCGCCAUCUGCAGGCAAGGCACAACAGCACGCAAAUCAUCGACCAGUCGACGACCUCCGAGGAGGAGGAGGAGGAGGAUGAGGAGGUGGAGGUGCGGCAGAGGAGAGGUGCUUCGGUCGGUGGUGGGCGCCGGGAGCCAAACAGUUGA
Anopheles arabiensis is the source of this 1371-nucleotide messenger RNA. It is a transcript of the gene Prdm13, whose product is annotated as PR domain zinc finger protein 13. Gene Ontology annotation, cellular component: nucleus. The transcript has 2 exons. Lineage: Eukaryota; Metazoa; Arthropoda; Insecta; Diptera; Culicidae. The coding region runs from base 1 to 1371 and encodes 456 amino acids. The record is from RefSeq and is a predicted model, not a curated record.